AUGGCCGUAGCAAAUAAUGCAAUAGCGGAAACGCUUCAUCUCCGACAAAGACUGCAAGCGAAAGACAAAUGGAAAAACAUCCGUUCUGUAUUCGUACGAAACUUAAAACCUGCUGCUAGUGGAUCAUCAACAAAAAAGAAAUACUAUUUGACAGAUUCAAUGCAGUUUGCUCUUCCUUAUAUAAAAUCUGCUGCAAUUCCAUCUGGCAGUUUGCCUAAUCCGAUUAAUCAAGACAAUGAAUCACAAGCAUCUACACCGACCGCAUCACCACCGCCCUCGGCAUCACCACCGCCCUCCGUAUCACCAUCGCCCUCGGCUUCACCACCGCCCCCGACAUCACCUACUGCAUCCUCCAGUCAACAAACUGAACGUACUCCAACCCCGUUAUCUGUCUCAACCUGGCGUAGUUCCUCUCAGCGUCAUAAGAAUAGAACGAAUGAGAAUGAUGAACUCUUCAAUGAAUAUUUGAAAACGAAAAUGAGCAAGCCAAAUGUCAAUGACGAGUCGACAAAGAAUAACGCCAACAAGAUGUUUUUGUUAAGUAUGCUGCCAGACUUAAAUUCUAUGACAUCCACACAAAUAAGAUCAUUCAAACGUCAAGUUAUAGAUGUGAUAGAUAACAUACUGAAUGUACCUACCACUUCAUCUAAGCAAACGCCGGCGCCGGCCUUAGUUCAUAUACCAAAUACUUCAAGUAUAUUAUCUUCGCAGACAUCUCCGUUUGUAGGACCCGAAAUACAACACCCAAGUAAAUCGUCCUCGCAGGUAACAACUGACAUAGAAUUACCAAUAGAAACCAAUAAUGAUAUAAUCGAAUAUACAACCGACGAUGGAGUAAAUGCAGCUACAUACAUUCAACUACUCCAAAAUACUGUAGGUGAACUUGAACACCUGCAUUUUCUAUGCAAAAUUAAUAUGGCGAAGUUACUUUUGACAGGCAAUUUAGAACAAUCGGGACUGAGAGAGUUUGGUGUGAAAAUGAGUAGAAAUGAGGUGGUGGAACAAAUUUAUAGGGUGCUUCACCAUUAUUAA
Messenger RNA from Acanthoscelides obtectus, 1032 nucleotides. Lineage: Eukaryota; Metazoa; Arthropoda; Insecta; Coleoptera; Chrysomelidae. The record is from the annotation of a GenBank genome assembly.